AGAAAAUUAAACCCCGGAACUGGAGCUUGAUAAUCAGUUGCUUCGCGCACACACUGAAGCCACCACGCUCUGACGAAACAUUACGGCGAAGCCUCCGAUCGCCGAUCACAGCCUACCGUCCUAGAAGUCGUCGUCUUCGGUGUUCCCUUCAGGCCAUAUUGUUGCCGGGUGAGAACUCAAAGCUUAUAGGUUGAUUUUCCAUUAGUAGAAUAUAGACUUGAAAAUGAGCUUCCUUUUGAGAUUGAGGCAUAAUUUACCUAUUGGGUUAUCCAGAAAAUCUGUGGUAGCACUAAAUCCAAUUAACUUAAAUGGGUUCACUCGAAGUUUUGGUCAACCUGCAAAGGAGGAGGAAGAGGAAGAAGUUGAGAUUGAUCAGAGAAGGCUCCCAACUGAUUAUGAUCCAGCUACUUUUGAUCCUACAGAGCAUCGUAGUCCUCCAACUGACCGUGUCUUCAGGCUUGUAGAAGAAGUUUCAGGACUCACAUUGGCUGAAGCUUGCGAGUUGGGAGUCAUUAUGAUGAGAAAAAUAGGAAUGAAGGAACCACCAACAGUGGGAGUCAUGAAACCAGGAGCUGUUGGAGUGGCUGGAAUUGCAGUGAAGGCAGCAACAGCAGCCAAGGAGGACAAGAAACCAGAAAAGACUGUUUUUGAAUUGAAACUGGAGUCGUAUGAAGCAGCUGCAAAGAUCAAGGUAAUCAAGGAGGUUAGGAGUUUUACGGAUUUGGGUCUCAAGGAAGCCAAAGACUUGGUGGAGAAGACACCUUCGAUUUUGAAAAAGGGAGUAUCAAAAGAAGAAGGUGAACAAAUAAUUGAGAAGAUGAAAGCUCUUGGAGCUAAGGUUGUCAUGGAAUGAAUGGAAGCUGAUUCGAAAUGUACGACUCCCUGUUAAAAUUUUCUGAAUCUAGUCUCUUCCGCUUUAGACACUAUAGUUAUAAUUUUCUCGUGCAAUCAUUGAGUUUGAAGGGUGGGUGAUCCCUGUUGUAUGGAUUAAAGGGUUUUGGUAUUUUGGGCAUGUCAGGAUCGAUUCAGUCAUAUGAAGAAAUUAUUAGAGCCAUGGCAAACAGUUCUUUUAUU
Messenger RNA from Alnus glutinosa, 1074 nucleotides. RefSeq lists its product as uncharacterized. NCBI's taxonomy places the organism in Eukaryota, Viridiplantae, Streptophyta, Magnoliopsida, Fagales, Betulaceae. Gene Ontology annotation, biological process: translation. Gene Ontology annotation, molecular function: structural constituent of ribosome. Gene Ontology annotation, cellular component: ribosome. The coding region runs from base 224 to 853 and encodes 209 amino acids. The transcript is spliced from 2 exons. The record is from RefSeq and is a predicted model, not a curated record.